This is a messenger RNA of Octopus sinensis (East Asian common octopus), 921 nucleotides long. RefSeq names its product sodium/potassium/calcium exchanger 2-like. The record is from RefSeq and is a predicted model, not a curated record. Gene Ontology annotation, biological process: intracellular calcium ion homeostasis; calcium ion transmembrane transport. The transcript has a single exon. The coding region runs from base 63 to 854 and encodes 263 amino acids. NCBI's taxonomy places the organism in Eukaryota, Metazoa, Mollusca, Cephalopoda, Octopoda, Octopodidae. Gene Ontology annotation, cellular component: membrane. Gene Ontology annotation, molecular function: calcium channel activity; calcium, potassium:sodium antiporter activity.
UGUCACUUUUGUGCCGUCAAAGUAAGUAAUAAAUAGUGUAACAGUCACUGCGCAUUACAUCCAUGAAAGAAGACUUACUUUACUCAGUCAAGCGGUCAGUCCUCAAAAGAAUUAUUUUUGCUUUGACUUGUGUUCUGCUUAUUGCCAUAUUCGUCUUAAUUACCUCAAAACUCCCUUGCUCCUCUCCGCUAGAAACUCCCCUCAACAGAAGAGUGUUACUGGCAACCGCCACUAACUCGUGCACCGACGUUGUAUCGGGGGAAUAUCCAAACGAUUUGUUUGACCUUUGUCAAAGGAGACAAGGUGCUGUAGUACUACACAUUGUGGGAGUCUUGUACAUGUUCGUGGCUCUCGCAAUUGUGUGCGACUCAUUUUUUGUGCCUUCCCUCGAAGUAAUCAUCGAAAAGCUGGGAAUAAGCGAGGAUGUCGCUGGAGCCACAUUCAUGGCCGCAGGUGGAAGUGCUCCCGAACUCUUUACUUCAAUCAUUGGAGUAUUCUUGGCAAAAAGCAACGUGGGAAUCGGGACCAUCAUUGGGUCGGCAGUAUUCAACAUUUUGUUUGUAAUCAGCAUUUGUGCUUUGUGCAGUCUGACUGUCCUGUCGCUGACUUGGUGGCCGCUAUUGAGGGAUACCAGUUUCUACAUAAUCUCCCUGGUCAUGCUCAUUGUUUAUUUCACGGACAAUCUCAUUUACUGGUGGGAGGCCCUCACUCUUUUGUGCUGGUAUUUGGUCUACGUGCUUUUUAUGAAGUACAACUCACAAAUUGAAUUUUUUUUCAAAACAAAAAUCCUAAAACAACCACAGGACAUCCACCAAAAUCCACCUCUCGAAAUACGAGUACUGUUACUUAUCUAAGCAUAGAACUCUGUCGUAUUUAUGCGGGAAAGUGUCGCCCCACACAGACUAUCCCUCCUGAUCGGCU